This is a messenger RNA of Arachis ipaensis, 3093 nucleotides long. Its product is annotated as LRR receptor-like serine/threonine-protein kinase EFR. Gene Ontology annotation, molecular function: protein kinase activity; receptor serine/threonine kinase binding; ATP binding. The record is from RefSeq and is a predicted model, not a curated record. Lineage: Eukaryota; Viridiplantae; Streptophyta; Magnoliopsida; Fabales; Fabaceae. Gene Ontology annotation, biological process: protein phosphorylation.
AUGCAACCUUCUAGCUACCUUGUUUUCCCUCCUUCAAGCAUGUCAUCACAUUUGUUAUGUCUUUUCUUUCUUCUCUUCACUUCAAACACUGCUAUCUCUGCCUUAGGAAAUGAGAGUGACCAUCUUGCACUGAUCAAAUUCAAAGAAUCAAUAUCUAGUGACCCUUUUGGAGUGUUAUCCACUUGGAACAGCUCAACCCACUUUUGCAACUGGCAGGGAGUCAACUGUGGCAGCGAACAUCAAAGAGUCACGGAGCUGACUUUAGAUUCAUAUAAUUUGCAAGGGUCCAUAUUACCGUAUGUUGGCAACCUUUCCUUUCUUAGAGUUUUGAGCCUUCAGCGCAAUAACCUCCAUGGUCAUGUUCCGCAAACAAUAAGCCGUUUGUUUCGACUGAGGGCACUUGCUUUAUAUAGUAACAAUUUAGUUGGGGAGUUUCCCAUUGGCGUGACUAACUGUUCUAAAUUGCAGGCAUUGAAAUUAUCCUACAAUCAUUUUAGUGGCCAAAUACCAGUGGAGAUCGGAUCUCUUGGGAAUCUUAAAAUUUUGACUCUUCAUUAUAACAAAUUUUCAAAACCAAUCCCAUUAUCAAUGUGGAAUUUAUCUUCUCUUGUUGUUCUUAGUGCAGCUUAUAAUAAUUUGGAGGGAAAUAUACCUGACGAAAUAGGCCAUUUGAAGGACUUGGUUAAUAUUUCACUGGCGGUUAAUAAAAUGUCUGGUAAGAUUCCACACUCGCUUUACAAUUUGUCAUCACUUUCUGUCUUAUCACUUUCAAUCAAUCAACUUGAGGGUUCUCUUCCAAGCAACAUGUUCUCCAACCUCCCAAAUCUCAGUAUCAUUGAACUGGAUGGGAACCGAUUUUCAGGUCCUAUACCAACAUCCAUCACAACUGUAUUUGGCCUUCAAAAAGUUGAUUUUUCUAUCAACAAUUUUGUUGGACAAGUCCCAAAUCUAGGAAGUCUUCGAAAUCUUUCAGCUCUAUUUUUAGGUAGAAAUGAUCUUGGAGGGAAUUCAUUUACUAAUGAAUGUGAGUUCAUAAAGUCUUUGAUAAAUUGUAGUAAGCUGCAAGAGUUUAGUUUUGAGUACAAUAAUUUUGUAGGCCAUUUGCCAAAUUUCAUUGGCAAUUUGUCCACGCAGCUCACCAUACUAGCAUUUGGUGGAAAUCAGAUUUCUGGAAAAGUUCCAGAAGAAUUAGGCAAUCUUGUUAACUUAAUUGGACUGGGAAUGGAGAACAACCACCUAAUUGAGUUCAUUCCAACUUCUUUUGGUAACUUUCAAAAGUUGCAACAUUUGUAUAUGAACAAUAACAAAUUUUCAGGAGAAGUACCAGCUAUCAUAGGUAACCUAAGCCAAUUGUCUCAGCUAGAUUUGUCACAUAAUAUGUUAAAUGGAAGCAUUCCUUCAGCCAUUGGAAAUUGCAAGAGAUUAGAGUAUCUAGAUUUUUCAUAUAACAACCUUAGUGGAAUCAUACCAUCACAAGUAUUUGAAAUUCCAUCUUUGUCAAUCUUGUUGAAUAUUUCACACAACUCAUUAAGUGGUAGUUUACCGAGUGAAAUAGGCCUGCUUAAAAGUAUUGGUACACUAGAUGUUUCUGAGAAUCAUCUGUCUAAUAAGAUUCCGGAAGCAAUAGGAGAAUGUGAGAGUUUGGAGUACCUUUAUUUGCAGGGGAAUUCCUUUCAUGGAAUCAUACCACCUUCUCUGGCUUCUCUAAAAGGUCUUCAACACUUAGACCUAUCGCGGAAUCAGUUGUCCGGAACAAUUCCACAAGAACUGCAGAACAUUACUGUUUUGGUAUACUUCAAUGCUUCUUUUAACAUGUUGGAGGGUGAGGUACCAAUGAACGGCGUGUUCCGAAACACAACUGAAGUUUCAUUGAGUGGCAAUCGCAAGCUUUGUGGAGGGAUCGCAAGCUUAAGGCUUCCACCGUGUCCUUCAAAAGCUACAAAAAAGAGAAAACAUCAUGGAUUCAAGAUUUGGAUGAUAGUUAUCAUACCAUCUUCAGUUGUGUUUCUUCUUUUGCUUUCAUCAAUUCUUGCACUCGUUUCUAGAAGAAGAAGACAAAGAAAAGCAUCUGUUGAUUCAACAAAUGAGAAAGUGCCCAGAGUAUCAUACCAGAACCUAUAUAAUGCAACAAAUGGGUUCUCAACUGAGAACUUAAUAGGUUCUGGUGGUUAUGGCUCUGUGUAUAAAGCAAUACUUGAUUCUGCAGAAAAAGUUGUUGCUGUAAAGGUUCUAAACCUUCAAGUGAAAGGAGCUCACAAAAGUUUCACGGCUGAAUGCAAUGCUUUAAGAAAUAUCAGGCACAGAAAUCUAGUGAAGAUUGUAACAUGUUGCUCUAGUGUGGAUUACAAGGGAAAUGAUUUUAAGGCUCUGGUUUACGAGUACAUGUCGAAUGGAAGCUUAGACAAAUGGUUGCAUGCCAAUGGAGAAAGUUCGAACCAACUAAGAAUGCUAAACCUGCAGCAGAGAUUAGAAGUUAUUAGGGGCGUUGCUUCCGCAAUGCAUUAUCUUCACUAUGAAUGUGAGCAGCCAGUAAUUCAUUGUGAUUUGAAGCCGAGCAAUGUCCUUCUUGGAGAUAACAUGGAUGCUCAAGUGAGUGAUUUCGGUUUAGCAAGACUUAUCUCAGCAGUUGAUGGCAACUCUCAGAACCAAACCAGCACCAGUGGAAUCAAAGGAACUAUAGGUUAUGCUCCUCCAGAAUAUGGAACAAGUUCUCAAGUGUCGAUAGAAGGUGAUAUAUAUAGCUUUGGCAUUCUUGUUUUGGAGAUGCUAACCGAGAAAAAACCAACAGAGGAAAUGUUCAAAGAUGGAUGUAGCCUCCACAACUAUGUCCAUGAUGCAUUUCCAAAUAAUAUGUUGAAAAUUGUUGAUGCAACUCUGCUCUCAAUGAUAGGUGAAGAAAUUCCAACAACAGCAGCUGCAGAAGAAAAUAAUCAUAUUGAGAAUGAAGGACAUUUGCAGAGUAAUGUUGAGAACUGCUUAUUCUCAUUGUUCAAGAUUGGUCUUGCUUGUUCAGUUGACUCACCAAGAGAAAGGAUGACUGUGAUGGAAGUCAACAGAGAACUUAACAUUAUAAAAAAUGCUUUCCAUGCUUGA